AUGGAGGCUGCACUAACUCACUUACGGGAGCUGUUUCCCAAGGUGGACGUCAGGCUUCUGAAGGCGGCGAUUCGCGAGCAUGGCACGUCGCCGGAAGCCAUGGACGAGGUGGUUCAGUACCUCAUGGACGAAGCGCUUUCGGAUUCCUCGUCUUCCGACGGAGAAAUUUCGGACAAGGAGGACGAUGUCGAGAAUAUUAAUACGGAUUCUGCCGGGUUUGCACCAUUAGGGGUUACUGAUAGACACGAAUCUUCGUCCCCCAUUGACGCAAAGUCUUUUGACGAGACCGCCGAUAACGAGGAUCCAUCUGGCGAAGCCGUUAACGAGGAGUCUUUUUUUGAAGCCGAGGAGAAUCUCCCCGCGUCAAGAGCUUCUCUGCAAGACUCAGCGGCUUCCAGCGACGAUAAGAUCAUCCUCGGCUUGUCGGAAAUACCGGUGAUGACAGUUCUGCCAGCGUCCUCAAACUUGUACAGUGAAAAUAGUGUCGGUGAGGAGGGAGAGAAACACGAUGAGCAGGACCUUUCCGCCCUCGUCGCUACUGGCCAAGGUCCAGACAACAUCAGCACCAUCGGCACCAUCGAUACCACCAGCACCAUCGAUACUACCGGCACCAUCGGCGCCACUGGCGAAAGAUCAGCAGACUCGUUAGAAGCACCUCUGACGGCUUCUUCCGAUAGCGAAGAUUUUGGAGAACUCAUGGCGGGAAGUGCACCGCCGUUGGAUGCGACACUGGAAGAAUCUGUGGACGGCGCAGAUCUGGUUUAUGAGAAUCUGAAAGAAGACGCUAUUAACGGUGAUAAGGCUGAUGGUGGCCAAGUCGAGGGUGACUCUAUCGAGGGUGCUGAUGCUGACGUACGCGAGGCUGGAGUUGUGAUUAAAGCGGGGGCGAAAUUGUUUGCGGAUGCUGCUGAUGCGGCCGGCGCUUCUGGUUCUACUGAUGGGACCGAAGAGGAAGAGGAGAAAGCGGAGGUGGAGAAAGCGGUCGUUGUGAAUGAACCCGAGGGUGAACCGGAGAGUGAACCGGAGAGUGAACCCCAACAGGCGGACGGAGAGAACAUGGGCGGUGCUGGGGUGGGUCGAGAAGAGAUUCAGGGCGAGCCCGAGCAGGCCACGCACAAAGCAGAACCUGUAGUGGAGAAAGGGGAGGAGAGGGACGAGGCUGUAGCUGUGCAAGAGGAGAGCAAGGGAGAGGAGGUCAGGAUGGAGGAAGUUUUGAAGGAAGGAGAGGAAGCAACGGAGGGAAAGCAAGAGAAACGAGCGGAUGAGCGCGAGAAGGAAGAGAAAGAUGAGGGGCAAAAGGAGCGGGAAGAGGAGGAGGAAGAGUGCGAGCAUGUGGAGGUACCAGAGAGCCUAGUGAACAGCUGGAGCCGGUCCUUCGUGGAGGUCGAAGUCAGCACCAUUGCCCACCACGUGGCCUCCACCAGAGACGCCAAAUCCCGCCUCGACGCCCAGCUAGCGUCCAUUCAGACGCUCCUGUCGGAGGUGGAGCGCGCCGAGCAGCAGGCAGCCGCAGCUGAAACCGCUCUGUCCCAUGCUGGCGAGGCUGACGUUGCCGAAGCUGAGAAUGUGCUUCGGCACGUGGUUCGGUCACAGCAGGCGCUGGAGAUCCGCGCGGCGCAGGUGUUUGGGCACCGGGCGCAGCUGCAGGAGGAUUCGCAGGGGCUUAAAUCCCGGGUCGAGGCGAUUCAGGGUCAAUUCGCGGAGGUGGAGAGGCAGGUGGAGGAGUUGAGAGCGGUGCUGGAGAAGAGGUUGGAGCGAGCUAGGGAGAGGAUUGGUGAGUUGGAGAAGAGGAGGAGGGAGAGGGAGGAGGGAGGGAGGAAGAAACUGAAAGGGGCAGAAAGGGAGAUGGGGCGGGUGCUGGGGGAGGUGCCGGGGCUGGAGAGGCAGGAGCGGGCGUGUGAUGAGCUGGCAGAUGCACUGGUGGCACGUCACCACGAGGCUGAUGUGUUGGAGGGACAGCUGGCGGUUCUGCGGGAGGACCUGGCGGCGCUGGUGAGGGGCGUGGGACGGCUGCCCGGGCUGCCUGGGGAGGCAGUGGAAGACCUGGGAUACUCGUUUUUGAGUGAAGAAGGAAAGGAAACUCGUGAAGGCCAGAGGCAGGAAUCUUAUCAUUCUCUGCACGAGGAUCUCUCACAAGCAUCAGGAUCAUCAGCAACAGCAGCGUCUGCACCGGACGCCAUUAUGCCUGCCGUACAGGCCGCUCCCAUCACAGGUCGCACAGGUGAAGGCCAGAGUAACCUUGUUGCUGGAGUAUUGGGGUUGAAGCAGCAGCAGCAGCUGCAGGUCCCAUUACAGGUUGCUGGAGUAUUGGGGUUGCCCAACGCCUCUAGCCCUGCUUCGGUGGGUGACUUGAAUGCAACUGCUGUUCCUGCAACAUCUAAUGCUGGUGCCCCUGACGCUGGCACUGCUGGUGCUGCCGCUGGUGGUGCUGCCGCUCUGUACUCAGAGCUGUGCAGUGCCCAAAACCUCGGCACAUCCCCUGCUGCCGCCGCUGGGGUCAACGCCCUUUCUGGUGACUCUUCGUUCAGCAACACCACUCCUGCUGCUGUCGAGACCGCAUUCAACAUCCCCACGGCUUCUCCCUUCGAAGAUGAGGACCAAUUCGAGGCGAAGAUGCGUGAAAUGUCCAGCAUGCUCAAGGAAACGCUCCCUGUUUCCCGCUCCCGGUUCCACCAGCAGCAGCAGCAGCAGCAGCAGCAGCAGCAGCAGCAGCAGCAGCCCCAGCUGCAGUCACAACAGCAGCAGGCAGGUGUGGUAAGCGGGUUGACUGAUAACAACACUGGAGUGGAAGGCGUGACGAUGAUUGAAGACGGUGACUGGAGCGUGCUGGAAGCUUCUGAUCUGCUCACAGCGUCAGUGCUAGGUAAUGGGGUUGGUGAUGGUGCUGGUGGGGCAUUGGGAGGUGCUGAUGAUGAGGCGCGGUGGUCGGGGCACAGCUCGUUCAGUGUGCAUGCUGGCAGCACUCCUCGGGCGAGGGAGGGCGGGGUUGUGAGGGGUGAGAGUGGCAAGAUCAGUGAGGUGAUGGAGCGGUAUUUUGGCAGCAGUGAGUAA
Molecule: messenger RNA, 3051 nt
Organism: Closterium sp. NIES-65
Lineage: Eukaryota; Viridiplantae; Streptophyta; Zygnematophyceae; Desmidiales; Closteriaceae
Source: the annotation of a GenBank genome assembly